Molecule: messenger RNA, 1375 nt
Organism: Carassius gibelio (silver crucian carp)
Lineage: Eukaryota; Metazoa; Chordata; Actinopteri; Cypriniformes; Cyprinidae
Gene: sox32
Product: SRY-box transcription factor 32
Exons: 3
Coding region: 173-1093 (306 amino acids)
Biological process (GO): cell differentiation; anatomical structure morphogenesis; regulation of DNA-templated transcription
Molecular function (GO): RNA polymerase II cis-regulatory region sequence-specific DNA binding; DNA-binding transcription factor activity, RNA polymerase II-specific
Source: RefSeq, a predicted model, not a curated record
UUGAUAUGAAUUAACACACACCCAGGCACUACAGAGGUUGGCUGUUGAGGGUACCUGAGUUGGGUCACAUAUCCUGUACUACAGUCACAAACUGCUAUCACAGGAACAAGAAUAAAAAGGUUUUCCAGAUAGUGAGGUGCACCAGAGUGAACUUCUCACCAGGCAGAACAGAAUGUAUCUCGACCGGAUGCUCCCCGAUCCCGAAAUGGGACCCACUAUGUUGCUUGAGAAUCAACAGUGCCACUACGUGCCACAUCAGCAGAAAGAGCCUCGUGGGAUGUUUCAUUUCCCCGUGUCGGGUCCAUCAAGCCCGUUGUCGGUAGAGUCUGAAUCUAACUGCUCAAGCCCGGAAGCGAAAGCGCCCGUGGAAGCUCGAGUGAGACGUCCUCUAAAUGCGUUCAUCAUCUGGACCAAAGAGGAGCGCAGACGCCUAGCGCAGCUAAACCCUGACCUGGAGAACACUGACCUCAGUAAAAUACUUGGCAAGACAUGGAAGGCCAUGUCUCUGGCAGAGAAGCGUCCUUACAUGCAAGAAGCAGAAAGACUACGAAUCCAACAUACCAUUGACUAUCCCAACUACAAAUACCGGCCCCGUCGACGAAAAUGCAACAAGCGUGUCAGCAAGACGGCUUCAAGUGAGACUGUCAGUUCUCCAAAUGCCUCUUUUCACCUUAGAUGUAUGUUACAAGGUCAAGUUGGACAGAAACCAUACAAUCAAAUCAACUCCUAUAAGCUCCCACACAGUGGGUUUCCUCUCGAAAACCACUCUUCAUCAUACCACUUUGAAGCAACAACAUCAAAUGGAAACAUGAUGUUCCACGGUGGUGCAACAUUACUGAACUCUUCUUCUGUACAUCUGCCUCUGGCUACUUACUCCGAGUCGCUGUUGUAUUCGCAGCAUUCUGUGCAACAGAAUGGGGUGGAACUCAGUGAUCGAUGGGGAACUGAGGUAUGUGCAUGUGUACUGUGCUUAGGUGGACCUUCUCUGGAGUUCUACUUAGAACAAGUGAGAUCGGACAUGUUGGACCAGCUUGACCGCAGUGAAUUUGACCAGUAUCUCAAUCCAGCACAGCCUGUGGACCAGAACGAGUGACCAUAAACAUAAACUUUGAAUACUGCCAUACAGACACUUCAGUGGUGAAUUUUUUUUUUUCUACUGCCAGUGCAAUGAAUUCUUACUGUGAGACAGUGUAUAUUAAAUAGUGUUUAUAUGUAAUGUAAACAUUGAUGGCCAUGCAGUGUUUAACUUUAGUUUGUUGUGUAUUUAUAGAUAUUAUUAUUAUUAUUAUUAUUAUUCUUUUCUUUUUUACUCUUUUUUUUACUUGAGAAAAAGUUGGCUUUUAGGAUGAUAUAAAUAAAAUAUCUGUCAAUAUGG